Messenger RNA from Suillus paluster, 699 nucleotides. RefSeq lists its product as uncharacterized. Lineage: Eukaryota; Fungi; Basidiomycota; Agaricomycetes; Boletales; Suillaceae. The transcript is spliced from 2 exons. The record is from RefSeq and is a predicted model, not a curated record. The coding region runs from base 32 to 619 and encodes 195 amino acids.
GACGCCACCUCUAUCAGACGAUCAGACACAGAUGCCAAUCUCGUCGCUGCAAAAUGCCACUGUCGUGGAACAGGCACUGACGCUGUAUACCCGGCUUGACCACCUCAGCGCUCCUCGUUUCGCGCACCGCAGACUGCAACUGCCUUGCAUUGUAUUUCCUAUCACAGAAGUCAGGCGAAGUCGUGGUCAAGACCAGGAGACAUGUUUCACUUAUUAUGUCAAAGCAAACGGGCUUAAAGACCUGGUGAUCACCACGGAAGCCAGACUGGGCCCAGGCCAGCAGACAUUCAUGCUCGUCCGUCCGUGGAAUCUUCAUGACCUCGGGCUGCCCGACUUUGCGGACGAUAGGACCAUGAAAACUUUGUCUAUGCCCUGGUCUAUGUCAGAUCAUUCGCUGUAUGGCUCUCCUGAAGCAUAUGCGCCAGCUGAUUUGGAGUCGCACGCGCGAGCGUCAAGGUUGAUCGCUCGCCUCGGACAGCGUUUUGGCGCACUUUUGCUAGCGCAGCAGCGUGUCGGGGAGUACAAGAGGAUUGCUUCGGAUCACAAUAUCAUCGCGCAAGUCAAGGACGUGACUUCUGUUCGUGACAUGAUGGACGUCAGGACGCUAGAGAUAUUGUAGACUCAUUCUUGUCGAAGGACGGAGAUCCCCUGACGCGUUUUCAUUCAUACCUUCACAGUACCUGUGUGAAACAAUAUCCC